AUGGCCUUGGAACGGAUCCAUCAGCGUGCUGCCGAAAAGGGUGGUGUGGUGAAGGUGCCGGAGCACUUCGAAGACGAGGCGCACUACAUGAGCAGUUGGUUGCCCUCCUUCUACUUGGAAUGCCAGGCACAGAUUCAAAGAUACAAGGAGACGGAGAUGUCCAAAGAGACAGAACAUAUGAGAUUCAACAGGUUCCAGCUGGACGCAGAUUAUUUGGUGAAGUUAACCCUCACCAGGACCAAGGAAGGUAUCGCCAUCCGACAGUUCAGUAUGGAAGAUUUGGUCCUCUUGACCCAAGAAGAGGAUCUCUCCAAGCCUCACCCGGUGCAUAUGAUGGGUCUGGUGGAACAUAGCGUGAGCAAUCUCAUCGUUGUGACCAUUUUUACAGACAUGGCAGUGACCACCAAGGGCUCUCGAAGCAAGGAAGUAGCUGAUCUCAUCGCCAAAGAAGCUCCAUGGUAUGUGGUGAAGAUUACCUCCAUGUCGACCCAGAUUCGUGAGUUCCAGGCCCUCAAAGGUUUCCAGGACAUCUAUCUGAAGGACUACAUUUUGAAUCGCGACGACUCGGGUGUGGUAGGUGAUGCUUCCACUGAAAUGCAGGCGGCGUCUGCCUUGGAACUGGGGAGCACCGAGGCGCCUGUGGCGCGCGCCGAUCUCAUCAGCCAGCUACCUGAGGUCCUUGAGAAGUGGUUGCUGGAGAAGUUCAACCCAUCCCAGAUGAAUGCGAUUCGUGAUUCUCUGAAGGUGGAGGGCAUUACGCUGAUCCAGGGUCCACCGGGCACGGGCAAGACGAGCACUGUACUGGCACUUCUGGCGGUGCUGCUGGCGUCCAGGAAAGCUAAGGAAGAGUAG
This is a messenger RNA of Cladocopium goreaui, 852 nucleotides long. The record is from the annotation of a GenBank genome assembly. NCBI's taxonomy places the organism in Eukaryota, Dinophyceae, Suessiales, Symbiodiniaceae.